GGGGGGUUUAACCCCCUCGCUUCCCCGUAGUCCGGUCCUAUGCCCGGGCCCACUCCGGCUGGUCCAACAGGGUUCGCUCCCGAUCUGCUGGCCCAGCCGCCUUCCAGCAGCGACCGUGGUCCUUGCCCACUAUCUCUCGUUUGCUGCUGGAGAAAUCCCCCGCCACCGCCGAGCGGCAGCGUGGGCUCUUCUCGUUGGCCUCUGGGGGCAGCAACCCAGCCACCCCUACUGGCUGCAUCCGCCACGACGCUGCCAGGCUCCUUCUUCUUCACCGACUCCUCCACCAGGGCCGCCAAUUGCGAAAUCUGCCGUUGCAAACUUGCAAGCUCCGCGUCGCGGCCCUCCUGCACUGGCGGGCGGAUCUGUUCUCCGCUCGCAGCAGCGCGCUCUUCGUCUCCAGCAGAGCUCAUCCCGAUGUGGCUUCCCUCGAGGGGCAAAACUCUAGAGUGUUUGCGGCCUACGCCACUUAUUUAUCGGGUGCCUGCUGCGGCGCUGCCAGAGGAGCGCGCUGUUGACGAGGACCCGGUGCCUGCUGCGGCGCUGCCAGAGGAGCGCGCUGUUGACGAGGACCCGGUGCCUGCUGCGGCGCUGCCAGAGGAUCGCGCCGCUGGAGUCGAGCAGGUGCACAAUGCGCCUGUGACGGCGCUGCCGGGUGGCCUCGUCGUCUGCAACCCGCAGGCACUGCAGGUGCCUGCUGCGGCGCUGCCAGAGGAUCGCGCCGCUGGAGUCGAGCAGGUGCACAAUGCGCCUGUGACGGCGCUGCCGGGUGGCCUCGUCGUCUGCAACCCGCAGGCACUGCAGGUGCCUGCUGCGGCGCUGCCAGAGGAUCGCGCCGCUGGAGUCGAGCAGGUGCACAAUGCGCCUGUGACGGCGCUGCCGGGUGGCCUCGUCGUCUGCAACCCGCAGGCACUGCAGGUGCCUGCUGCGGCGCUGCCAGAGGAUCGCGCCGCUGGAGUCGAGCAGGUGCACAAUGCGCCUGUGACGGCGCUGCCGGGUGGCCUCGUCGUCUGCAACCCGCAGGCACUGCAGGUGCCUGCUGCGGCGCUGCCCGAGGAGCGCGCUGCUGAUGAGGACCCGUUCAGGAUACGCCCGUGGCACUGCCGGAUGGUUCCUUCGUUUGUGACCCGCAGGCACUGCAGGUGCCUACUGUGGUACCACCAGCGGAGGGUGUGGCUGGAGAUGGACCAGCAGAACGCCCGGCUGGAUCUGCGGAGCUUCCAGCUGAGGGUGCGGCUGGAGAUGGACCAGAGGAGCGCCUGGCUGGAGAUCAGCAGGCCGAGGAUGCGUAUGAGACUACCGAGUUGUGUGAUCUCAUGUCUGCCCCUCCGGCGCUCCGACGCGGCGACCAGAAUUUUUCCCAUUUCAACCGCUGUGCCUCGAAUGUACGUGAUGAACGUCAUCGUCGACGACCUCAACCUGGACGAUGUAUUCGUGUAUCACACCAAGGUUGACGCUCACCUGUGGCAUCGGAGGAUGGGCCNGCCCCUCCGGCGCUCCGACGCGGCGACCAGAAUUUUUCCCAUUUCAACCGCUGUGCCUCGAAUGUACGUGAUGAACGUCAUCGUCGACGACCUCAACCUGGACGAUGUAUUCGUGUAUCACACCAAGGUUGACGCUCACCUGUGGCAUCGGAGGAUGGGCCACUGCAAUCCUCGUGCGCUGCAGCAGCUGGCUGACGAGUGUUCCACCGGUAUAAGCUUCCAUCGUAACAUCGAAUCAGGUGACUGCAGUGUAUGUGUAGUUGGGGACAGCAAGAAAAGCAGCCACCCGCUGUCCGAUCGCCCCCUCUCUGAGACUCGGCUUGAAAUUGUAAGCGCCGAUGUGUGGGGGGAGCACUCUGGUAAACCGUACGGGGGUUGCCAGAGCGCCGUGAUGUUUACUGACGAGGCUUCGCGCAUGAGGUUCGGCUUCCCCAUCAAGACGAAAGACGAAACGGCGGAGGCCCUCCAAUCACUUUUCCGGGACGUUGCCGAUCCGCUUAGGCAAAGCAUCGGUACGGUGUACUGUGAUGGCAGAGCAGAGUUCAAGGGCAGGUUCUUGGAGCUGUGCAAGUCGGUUGGAAUUACGGUCAUCAACAGCCCCCCCUACAUUCCGCAAGGGAAUGCCAUCGCGGAGCGUUGGUUUGGUACAAUCAUCGGCACUACGCGCAAGAUUCUCCUGGGGGCGCCGCACCUUCCCGGCGAGCUGUGGGCUGAGGCUUUUCGGACCGCCAUUUAUCUCAAGAAUCGCACACCGACUGAUGUCCUGGGCAGUAAGGCCCCACUCGAGAGCAAGCUGGCGGCCAGGGACAAGAAAAUGUACCUGGUCGGCUAUGAUCCGGAGAGUAGGUCGUACAGGCUGUGGGACCCAGCGGAGCCUUUCAAAAUCACCAACUCUGCCGAGGUGUCAUUCCGUGAGAAAGAAAUGCGUGACGUGGUCAAACCCAAGGUAGGGCAAGACCCGUUUCCUGCGCCCAAUGUGUCUGUUUAUCAGCCUGGCGCGGUAGAAUCUAGCGAAAGCGAAGAUGAAGACACACCCCCCACAGGGCCGCCGCCGAUGGCUCCGGGACCUCGUCGGAGCGACACGACCUCCGUGGCGCCGCAGCGGCUGAACUUGUUUACGACGGAGAAGGAUGCGUACGAGAGAAUCUUGCAUGCCCUGGCGACGGGUAGCGACGUCGGCAACAUCGGGAGUGGACGUCCCGGGCCGCCGCCGAUGGCUCCGGGACCUCGUCGGAGCGACACGACCUCCGUGGCGCCGCAGCGGCUGAACUUGUUUACGACGGAGAAGGAUGCGUACGAGAGAAUCUUGCAUGCCCUGGCGACGGGUAGCGACGUCGGCAACAUCGGGAGUGGACGUCCCGGUGAAAUGGGUUACAUGCCUGCCGACCCGCCAACUACGAUGAAGCGGUGGAAGUACAAUCAAGACAACGUUCCGGUCCGCCCGACGACUCGCGUCGUGGUGCAAGGGUUUCACGAGGCUGAUACGGGGGUGGACAAGACCGCACCUGUGGCAAGCAUGGAAUCUGUGCACCUGGUAGUGUCUCACGCCGCGUACUACGGUCUAGUUCUCAAGCAAGCUGACAUCAAGACUGCGUUCCUUGACUCCAGAAUGCCCGAGGGUGCGAAGCCCGUCUACGUGAUUCCUACGAAGGGUUUCAGGUGCACGCCGGAGCAAGCCAAACAAGUCUGGCGUCUCAAGGCGUGGCUGUACGGCCUGCGUCUCUCCCCGAAGGGCUGGAAUGGAACCUUUCACCAGUUCCUGCUGGAACUAGGCUUCGUACCGAGCACUGCCGACCCGUGCCUGUACAUACUGCACGCGCGGGAAGUAAUCCUACUGGUGUAUGUGGACGACAUUCUGCUCACUGGGACCAACGAGGAACUAGUGUCGACCAUUAUCGAACAGAUGAAGGAACGGUUUGAAACGGUGGACCUAGGAGAUGCGAAGUUCAUCCUGGGAAUGGCCAUCCACCGCAACCGCGAAGCGGGCACUAGUCUCUUGACGCAGGCCGUACUUGCCAAGUUCGGCAUGGCCGACUUGCACCCGACGAAGACGCCGGCGGAGGUUGGACCGAUGAGCACAGUGGAGGAAGAGACUCUGACGCCGGAUGAAACUACAAUGUUUCGGUCCGCCACGGGUUCGGCUCUAUACAUAUACACCGGUCGCCCCGGUGGUCUAGUGGGUAAUCUCGCUGCCUGCUAG
Ectocarpus sp. CCAP 1310/34 is the source of this 3681-nucleotide messenger RNA. The record is from the annotation of a GenBank genome assembly. NCBI's taxonomy places the organism in Eukaryota, Phaeophyceae, Ectocarpales, Ectocarpaceae.